GUGGGACGCGAUCGGGACAGUCCUCCGUCACCUGGCGUUAUAUGUCAAACUAUAAACGGGGGGAAAAUAUUAAAAAGCAAAAACAAGAAAUCAUAAUUAAAAACAAGGAGCAGAAGUCGCUUUGCACGUAGCUGGUUGAGCACAUUUACAGGAGAAGUGGACUGGAAGACUUUUUCAACAGUUUCACUUUGCCUUCUGCCAAGUCACACUGGGGGGCUGCAAGCUGCACGUCGGGGGGCGUGAGCCGCGGAUUUCUUUUGGUGAGUUUCGGGCAGUCCGGUUUGACGUCUGGCAAACUCUUCUGGAAAUUAUAAAGCGACGCCGAAGCUGAAAUAUCUCAAGAUAAGUUUGGAAAAAUAGUCUGUACGAAGCAACAAUUAGGAAAUAACAUCAAAUGUCGGGACUGGCUGCCGGCGAAACAAAUGGGAGAAAGUACAUGGAAGAAAAUCUCGGAUCUGCCGCGUUUUAAAAAUAAGCUCCCUCCCAUCGAUCAGCCCCGCUUGGUGGAGGAUAAGAGGGGCUUGUAAAUAUAUUGGGUUUGUGAGAAAGUCGAUUUGAUCUUAUUAUUAUUAUACUUGUUCUUGCCGACAUUAUAUGUACCUGGGUAGGUGCAUGUUCAUUGGAGACAGAAGAAAAACCAGCAUAGAGCUGACCGUGAACUACAUCACAGUUAAAGUCGCGCAGAAAACGUGAGCUGGAAUUGUCCCUGAGGUUUUACGUGUGUACUAAUGAGGGGCCUGAAAAUGUGAACGUCCUGAGUGCUGCAGCCACCAUGCCCCCGGUGGCCACCUGGUUUGUGGCCGGGUUACCCCCCCAGCUGAGCGUGGCUGCAGUGAAGGGCAGCGGAGCCCCAGCGUCGUCCUGCUGUCUGAUUGUGUCCCGGUGCUGACAGGGGAGGGGAGGAAGGACGCAGGGAGAGGACAUGGGCAACUCGUCUAAGAAGGAGGCCGCGGAAGGGGGAGAGGGUGGUGCGGUGGAAGAGGAGAUGGGUGGAGGAGGUGAGGAGGCAGUAGAGGAGGGGGCAGAGGAAGAGGCAGAGGAGGAGGCAGUGGUAAAAAAGAUAGAGGAUGAUGAGCCACACUGGGACCUGGAACUGCCGCCACGAGUAGAGGAUAAUAUUGAAUCGGAGGUACCAUUCCUGGACCUGAGCUACAUUAGAAUGACCAACCUGCCAACUCGCAUCUGCUCGCUAACAUACCUGGAGAAGCUGUUCCUAGGUAAUAACUGCCUGCAGACUUUGCCGAAGAGCCUGGCCCAGCUGCAAGGAUUACGCCUGCUGGCGCUCGAUCAGAACAAAAUGGAUGAUCUGCCAGUGGUCGUGUGCGAGCUGGUCAAUCUCACCCACCUCUACGUGAGCAACAACAAACUCAUGACCUUGCCUGUGGAGAUGGUCAACCUGCAGAACCUGCGCUGCCUCUGGUUGGAUGGUAACUACUUCCUGAAUUUCCCCCGGCUCCUCCUGAAAUUGCCCAACCUUAGCUCACUGCAGCUGGGAGACAAUAUGAUAAGGGAUCUGCCCAACAAUCUGUGGCGCAUGGAACGGCUACGGGGCCUCUUUCUCUAUGGCAACCGCUUCAGCAAGUUCCCGAAAGUGCUGACGCGCAUGGAGUACCUGGAAUCACUGGACAUGGACCAUAAUAAGAUGAACUCUUUGCCCGACCUAGACCACCUGCCUGCCCUGCACAUGUUCUCCUACGAUCAAAAUCCUGUCAAGGUCCCCCCUAAAGUGCGUGAAGGGGUGGUGCUGGUGGGAGCGGGGGCAGGUGAUCUCAGGGAUGCAAGGAAACGGAAGUUGGAAAAAGAGAGAAAGGCUGCUGGAGUGGAAGCCAUGAAACAGGCCGAAAUAAAAGCCAAGAUGUUCCUCAAGAUAAGGCUCAAAGGGCCACCAAAGCUGUCCACCUUGGCACCAGAGCAGGAGCCAGAGCAGGAGCUGGAGCAGGAGCCGGUCAUACACGGAAUCCUGAAAAAUUCCACCUCCUCUGACCGGCGAAGCAAUGGCAUAACUGAUGGGAUGGUGGAAGGGGUGGGGCUAGAUGGAGGAGAAGGGCCAAUGGAUUAUCAGGGGGAGGGGGAGCAGGAGGAGUUACUAUAUGAUGAGGGUGGCAGGGAAUAAGCAUGAGCAAGAGCUGUUAGCGAAUCGGGGUUUGACUUGGCAAACAAGGCUGGAGAACCUGAGACGAGCUAUUGAGGGACUUAAAUCCCCCCCCAACCUCCGGGGAUGAUAAAAGGCCCAAAGCAUCAAAUUACAAAAUCACGACAAAACAUAAUGCCAAGCAAAGCUAUUUGUUUAUCAUUAUUGACAUAAUUAUUUUUGGUUUGGUUUUCUGGAGUUCAGUUGUCACUUGGAUAUGGACAUGGUGAUGGUCAUUAUCACCGGGAAGCCCAGUUAAGGAUGCAACUCCUUCCUGGGACCCGAGCGGAUGCUGGGAGAGCUGCAUUUCUUAUAUCUGGAGGAUUUGACCGCUAUUUAUUUAGCAUAGAUGUGAAUAUGCACACGUUGCACACAUUACAGAUGUGGGAGAGUUGGGAGUGAAGGCCAGGACUUGUAAUAGAAUGCCAGAGAUGUGCAAGUGUGUGUUUGUGUGCAUGGUAUAACAUAGACAUAGGCUUGAUGCUGUCAAUGGUUUGUGCAGAUCUCUGCAUGUAUGUCACCUGAAGCUCCUUUGCAUUCCUGUCCACUUCCCCACUUCCUCCCAAUGUGCUGAGGGUACAGCCGCUUCUGCCUCUGAGGAAGCUGGGACAGUGGCGGUCACUCUCCAAAGACAGCCCCCCCUUUUGCACCACGUAACCACAGCCAUCAGAACGCUGAGAAUUGUUCUUUACUACUCACAAACAAUUCGCUUGGCCCUUCAUUUCUGAACCAGUGUCCAGUUACCUGUCCUCUGGCCUUCCUUCACGUGCUGCUGAAUCUCUUUAGACUCACGUCAGCCUGCACUUUCCCAUUCUGUCUCCACUGCUUAUAGCUGUAUCCAGAACCUUCCAUGAACCAAAAGGCUGAAGACAUCAGUAUCUACAGGAUGUCAGCAGCCACUGCACCUAUAGGAGUCUAUGAUCAGUGCUGACUGUGUGUCCAGUGGCACCUGCCACCAAGAACCACACAGUGCAAGUAAUACUGGUGAAUAUUCAGAGAUGAUUUUGCUAGUAGACAAAGAUUAAAUCACUUUCCCUUUUCCCACACAGAUUAACAACUCUGACAUAACACCUUGAAUUAUUUUAUCAACUGAUAUAAAUACCGCUACACUCCCUGUUGGUAUUUUGUUAAUGGACAUAAAUAUUAUCGGUGGUGAAUAUGUGUUCCAUUGUUGGCACACAUUUUAAACUGUAAAUUACACUGUUAUGAGCCCCAUGUAACAACGCAAAGCAAGCAUAAAAUGUAAAUUAAAUUCAAUCUCCGUGAUUUUUCACAUCAGUGAAGAAAAUCAAUUUUGUGUUUUAUUGUCAAAAUUAGGCAAAGGAGUGUAGCUCAAGGGUGGUGUUCAGUAAUUAGUGACUAGUGCAAGGGUGAGUGCUCCCCCUUCUGGUUUCUUCUGAAAAUGUCCUUGUCCUGUACUUCCCACAGGAAGUACAGAACAAAAUUAUGACACACUUUUGGGGAAAAUGAAUGGAGAGUAGAAUUAGGGUAUACCAGAGAUAGAAUCAUGAAGUCUUUGCUGUUCUUUGUCAUUGGUUGAGCAGUGUUCUUAGGGAUCUUGCAGGGAUUUUAAACAUGGAACUAGUGAUCUGUAUAAAUCUUAGGGUUGGUUUGUAGAGUCAGUGGCCUGUGUGGAUCUUCAAGCUAUUUUUUUGUGAGUUAGUGAUAUGUGUGAUUUGUAGAGCUUUAUUAAACUGCUAAAAUGGGUAUAA
Messenger RNA from Brienomyrus brachyistius, 3843 nucleotides. Its product is annotated as leucine-rich repeat-containing protein 10B-like. Bases 923 to 2113 code for a protein of 396 amino acids. The transcript is spliced from 2 exons. Gene Ontology annotation, molecular function: protein binding. NCBI's taxonomy places the organism in Eukaryota, Metazoa, Chordata, Actinopteri, Osteoglossiformes, Mormyridae. The record is from RefSeq and is a predicted model, not a curated record.